Asterias rubens (European starfish) is the source of this 5789-nucleotide messenger RNA. Its product is annotated as trafficking kinesin-binding protein 1-like. The record is from RefSeq and is a predicted model, not a curated record. The transcript has 14 exons. Bases 695 to 4177 code for a protein of 1160 amino acids. NCBI's taxonomy places the organism in Eukaryota, Metazoa, Echinodermata, Asteroidea, Forcipulatida, Asteriidae.
GAUUACACAGAGCAAAUAGGAUAUAUUGGACUUGUGGAUUGGAGUGUAAGUCUGUGCAUAGAGAAAGGACCACGGAUCUGUGGGAACAUCUGUGGGAACGUUGAAGGAUGUUAUCGAAACCAGGGUGAGGACAUGUCAACUUGUCAGAGGAAUACCUGUUGUCUUGUGUGAAUCAUGGAGCAAUAAACAGUGAACUUGUACAGUUGUCAGAAAAUGGUUGGUUGGUUUGUUGUUUUAACUUGGUUUUCAGAAAUACCUAGUGACACGUUUGCACUGAAUAAUGUUAAGUGACUGGCCAGCAGGACAAGGAUAUUGCUAGUUAUUUCAUCAACUGGUCCAUGAACUUCAAAUGAAAUAGGGAUGUUUCAACACUGAAUUGGCCAGCCAGACCACUUGAAGACUUUUGACAGGUCCUUGUGUGUUUUUAAACUAGCGAACCACUGAAAGGAAGAACACUGCAUUAAUGUGUGCUGUCUUACAACCUGAUGCACAAAAAAAUUGAUGCAAGUCUAUGGUCAGAUCUACAGUUGUCAUCACGCUUUACUUCUGCUAACUGAGGAUUCUAUUUUUUUGGUGCAGUAGGAUUUUUUAUUUUUCAUGAAACCAAUUCUUAGUGUUUUGGGUGCCCUGUGUCACGAUGUAAGCUCUUAACGCUCAACCGGUACCCGGUAGUCGGGUAACCCAUCACAAAUCAAUGACAGAGAGCAAGCUAUGUAAUGGCUCCCGCUCGGACUCGGACAAGUCCACGUGCGGACAGGAGUUCCAAAGCACUAGUGCACCAUGGGAAGGUCUUUAUGAGACAGUGAGCGAGCAGAAUGGAUUCUGUGUGAGCCAAAAUCAGAGCUUUCUUCUUGCAGGGAUGCCAUGCCUGGAAGAAGGCUUUAACAACAACAAAGCUGUUGCUCUCUGUGGUGACCGAGUUGUACAGAUGACCAAAACAUACAAUGACAUUGAUGCUGUAACACGUCUACUUGAAGAGAAAGAGAAAGAUUUAGAGCUCGCUGCGAAAAUUGGCCAAUCCUUACUGGAGCAGAACAAACAACUGGAGAAACGCAUCGACGGAAUAGAAGAACAACUCACCCUAGCAACAGACCAGAACACACAGUUGAAGCAUGAUAUGAAACUCAAGGAACAAUUGCUGCGGAUCUACACCAAUGAAGUCAGCUACAGCGACUCGGAAGAUGAGGCCUCGGUCAGCUAUGACCGAAGCCAUACGAUUCAGUCCAAGUUCAUCAACGUGGAGGCCCUACAGAGGAAAGUCCGCAUCCUGGAGGAGGACAACCUCCAGCUACGGAUGGAGACGGCCGAGAUGAACACGAAGACGGUCAGCAUCGAAGAGAAGGAAGCCCAACUGGUUCAGGAUGCAUUCAAACAGCUUGGAGAAGCUCAGGGGCGUGAGGGUGUCAUGACAGAAGAACUCAGUCGCAGAUUGGAAGAGACCUACCAACAGAAAGAAGAGAUCACCAACCUACUCGCUAUGGUGGUUGAACUUCAGCAAAAAGUCAAAAAGCUUUCAAUUGAGAAUGAGGAACUCCAGCAUCAACACCGGGCAGCUAGAGACGCUCAACUCUCUCUCACCAAAGAGUUGCAAGAGACCAAGGAUAAGUCAGACGAGUACUUCAGCAUGCUAGCCGAGGCAAGGGGUGAAGCAAAGGAAAUCCACCGCCGUUCUUUGCCUCAGGGGAACGUCCACGUACCUGGUUAUAAUAUCAAUCCGCUGCCUGUAUUCCCUGCAGAUUCCUUGGCAGCUGAACUUGUAAACUCAGUGGAACAGGAACUUGUCGGAGGGGACCCCACAAUAAACAGAAGAGGAAAUAAGAGGGAACAAAAUAAGAACAUCAUGAAGACGGUCAAGAAUGUAAAUCGUUUUGCUACCAGCCAAGCCCCGUCGGAGUACAGUAUCGACAUGUAUGACAGCAGCCGUCGAACCUCUCCAGGUGGCUCAACAAUGUCCAUGGCUGGUUCCAAUCGCAGCGGGACACCGAUGAGUGAACAGUACGAGGGUGACAAUGAGUCCAAUAACAGCCCCUCUGGCUCAUUUAACCAACUGGGUCGCCCCGGCAUUCCUGGAUCCAACGAUCUUGAGACGGCCCUCCGUCGUCUCAACCUCCGCCGCCAGAACCUACAUGCCGAGGAGAAGUACGCAGAGGAAGAGAAGCUCCACCUUCAUGACGGAGACGUCGGGACCGGAGGCUCCCAGACUCCGACCUGCCCUACACCGGGUAGUAUCUGGUCAACGGAGAGCUUCGCUGGGCUGCCUUCCAUGGGCGGGCAUGCCUUCAGGUCCUACAUGCCGGAGAAGUUACAGAUUGUCAAACCAAUGGAAGGUUCGUUGACGUUAUACCAUUGGCAGCGUCUAGCGCAACCCCACAUGGCCAGCAUGCUUGAUGUCAGGCCAGGGGUGAUGGUCAAAGGGUUUCGGGAGCUGGAGAGAGACCCUGCUCUGUAUUCCAUGGAUGAUGUGGAGGACGAUGGACAAGUGUGUGAGCGUACAUGUGUACCCAGCAAGUGCUUUGUGAAUACAUGCAGCACAUACACCUACACAACAAGCACCAUUGGUCUACUGGAUAACACGCUACUCACGGCAAGCAAUAGAGGCCCCAGGAUGUCCGAUUCCUACAACAUCACCACUAGACCCAUUGCUGCCAAAACCUUCAGUACCAAUAUGGGACUGGCCCAAGUGCUGAAAGAACGAGAUGUGGAUAACGAGGCAGAACCCAAAGUGCUGACCAAAGUAGAGGCAGCUGCCAUCAACCCAGCUGGGGUCAAUGCCGGCUUGAACAUGUUCGGAGUUCCAUCGAGUGGGCCGCUAAAGAGCGCAUCAGAAGCAAAGCGAGAGACACAAGUCAAAACAGAGGAAGUAGAACCCAAAGGGAUGCAUCGAAUCUCCAGUCGCAUCUUCUCCCGUUUUGCUGUGCCGGUACGCUCCAGGAACAUCACGGACGCCUUGGAUCCCGAGACCAAAACCCGCCUAAUGGAGAAGGUUAAGAAGAUCCGUGCCGAGAAAGCAACGUCCGAAAGAAGGACGCGGACUCUCCAGCGACAACCUAGUAUACCCAGUGUACGCACAAGAGAUACUGUCAUGAGCCCUGUUAGAACACCCAAGAUCCCAGCGUCAGCUUCGGCACCCAUUGGGCUGGCACCCAAAUCAGGGACGUCCUGCAUGGGCUUGGAGGGUGCAGUUGGUGGGUACAGCCCACCAGGCGCCUUCGGGGCACAAGGGGGAACAAUCCACAAAGCGAAUGCCACCACCGAUCCUGAACCCAAGGCCCACAGGAAGCUCUUUGUUUCUGAUGAUUCCGGAGUUGAACUUGGAUUCGGCGGGAUGACGCCAGGACCACCUUCGACUGUUUCAAAUGCUCCAUUCUUGACUUUCACUGGGACCGUUUCCAGUAACCGCAAUAUACCAUGCGCUGAUGUUCUUGGCUUAGGCUUAAGGUCUUCGAGCUCCACUUCCUGUGGUAGUUCAUUCAAACCACAAUACCCUUCAAAAUAUGAAAACUCACAGGGUUCAACUGGAGUUGGUCUAGGUGCCCUCAUCUCCGCAGAGACUGUUUCUUAUUCCCCAAAACAGUUCUCCAAUUCUGGGAGCUACAGCGUACCGAGCUACAAUCCCGGCUUGAGCUCCUUCAGUUCCACAACAAAUGUCUACAGUUCUGCCAAACUGUACGGCUCCCACGGUAGUGGGGCUGGCGGCCCAUCGAAUUAUGCUCCACAGGGUUCCCAUGGGGUUGGCUUGGGUGCACUAGCCACCCCAGAGACAGUUUCUAGUAACCCCAAGCUUCCUUCAGGAGGAGGUCAUAGGUCAGGUCAAAGCACAAUGUCAAUGUCGUCAAUGUCUUCAAUGUCGUCUGGUCAACAUGGUCUAGCAUUGCUAUCGUCGUCAUCACAAUCAUCGAGUUUAAAACCUCGUAGCUCUGUCAUGCCCAUCACCAGUUUCAAUUCCUCUCCGACACCUAAUCCGCAUGUUCCAGAUGUUGGGCUUGGGUCUAUCUUGGGGACGUCAUCCCGACCCACCGCACUACCCCUUGGAAAUGGCAAGAGGGGAGAUGAAACUCCCAAAGAGGGAUCCGGGGUGCCGCAGGGUUCGACUUUGGGACCUACUAGCCCCAUGUCAGUGUUUGUCGGGAAUCUCUCGGCAUUAAAAGGUUUCCGUAAACCCGGCCCAAUGCUAUAACAAAGAGUGUCAUGCGUAAAGCAAUAAAGUAGUUUUUAGUCUUUAAAAAAGCUAUGCAUCUGUGGAUUGGAAUAAAUUAUUAUUGAAAAAGAAAAAACCCACAACAACAACAGUUGAAUGCUUGAAUAAUAAUGCUGAAUGUAUAAUUUACUAUCUGUAAUAAUUAUUGAUGUCGUGCAGUGUUCAGUCAAACUGAAAAAAUAUUACCUAGUUGACCCCAGGAAGGUACAGCCCCAAAGACGUGUUAUUGUGAAGUAUUUAUUACUGAUUUUUCAGUAACUGGUUUUAAAACUUUCAUUUUGAUUUUAAAUGUACAUAGAUUUAAAAGAUGAUAAUAAUUCCACGUCCUAAUACAGGACUUGGAAUCAUUACCCAAGGGACAAGGGUCACAUUUGGGGAAUAAAUGUUGAUGUGAUUUUUUUUUUUUUUAAUGCAGGAUUUCCCAAAAAAUCCUAUUCAGCCUUCAAACUUACUUGAAAGAAGUAAAGCAGUCACCAAAGGGAGGAAGAAAUAGUUGACAUUUUUGUCCAAACCUGUGGUCCACUUUAGGACUCUCUCAUCUGUUAAACCUACAAAUUCUCAAUUUCUUGGCCAAAGAAAUGAUGCACAGAGUCUGUAAACCUCCUGAGUUGUAACACCUGGGAUGUUUUGGAUCUAGAAAAGGGAGGAGCCCAGGUGUGGAUUCUACAAAGAUAGUCCUUAAGGACUAGUCCUAGGAGUUGUUAGGAAACCUAUAAAAAGGUUAUUCGUAGUUAGGACUCGUCCUAACUCGAGAUAAGACAAGUCUUUUACUUUGUGAAAUCCAUCCUGGGCCAGCAACCCAUUUUUCAUGAGUUUUCACAAUCCUCAAAUCUCAUCCCUGCUUGAUGCACAUGAAGGCUAAAAGGCAGCGUUGAGAGUCUUACAACGUUUUCUGAACAAAUUUGAUGGCAGAAACAGGAGUGUUUAUGUUAAUCUGAUUCCUUGCUUAAAUGAUCAGUGCCACGCAAUUUGGUGCUAAGUUAAAGAUUUCAACUACACCCACAAAAAAGCAAAUUAUCAAAAUGUGAUGCCAUAUAAAAGAUGAGUCGUUCAAUUCUGGUAUUGUUUAAUACCAAGUUUAUUUAUUUAUUCUUAACAGGAAAAUACUCUUUUUAGAUAUUAUGAAAAGAGUGAAAAUAAUAAGUAUUGAAUUAUGGGUAUGAUGGAGUUGAUUAUUCUAUAGAUGAAUAUAGAAAUUAAAUUUUUAUAAUUUUGUUUUUAAAUUUGAUACCUCAGGCUGCCUGAAUUUUAACGAUUCUUAAAGUGCAAUAUAAGUUUAAUUUUAUUUUUGUUUUACCUCUUUGCGUUUGGAUUGUGUUGUGACUUUUUCGGUUUACUUUCAGUUGUGAAAACUGUUUUUGAGUGAGUGUUGGUUUGAGUUUGAUGAUUUAUUUUGAUAUCAAUUCAGAACAAAAUUGAUGAUUCUGAUGUGAUCCAUGUGUGGAGCUUUCAUGACAAAUAUCAGGAUGUUUUUUUUUCUCUUCAAAAUUCAGGUAAAUAAAUGUCCUUCGAUUAUCUUUAAAGGGAGGGUAUACCUUUAGUAAUUUCUGCAAAAAAUUAAUAUCCAUAAAAACUAAAGCCCGGUUCAUAC